Molecule: messenger RNA, 612 nt
Organism: Spodoptera exigua (beet armyworm)
Lineage: Eukaryota; Metazoa; Arthropoda; Insecta; Lepidoptera; Noctuidae
Source: the annotation of a GenBank genome assembly
GUGACAGACAAUAUUGAAAUUAACUAAAAUUGGGCAAUAUUGUUUAGCAAUGAGAGCGUUUUUAUGAAUGCAUUGUGCUAAAUAAAAUGUUUGAACAUUCAGUCAAGGUACCAAGACAUUACAAAAUUGCUGCUAAUAUCUUUAAGAAAGUUUCUACUGAAGGCGGCAGCGUUAAGACUUUGUUGUACGACGAUAAACUUCGGCAUUUCAUCUAAUAUCAUCAUAAACUAAGUACAAUGGCCGACCAAGGAGAUGCUCCGAAUGCUCCAAUUUUAUCACAGCAAUCGAAACAAGUGUUAAUAGUAUUGGCAAAUCUAUUUUUCUAUAGUGUUGCCAUGUUCACUCUACCGUUUAUUGCAUUUUUCGGUGUUCGCCAUAUGCUAACUCUUAAUUAUCCAGAUAACACAUUCUUGGUGAAUGUGUGGUCUGUGGCGUCUUCUGUUGUGGUAGUGAAUAUUAUUAUUGGUGCAUAUGUGUAUAAAGCGUACUAUGAGAAGGAAUAUGAUGAACAUGGCAAUGAGAUAGACCAGCAUGCAUAUCCGCCACCAGCCCCAACAGCUGAAGUUUCGACUGUGAAGAGCAGUUUGAACUUGAAGCAUGACUGAUGCAUUU